AUGCCUCGUCCUGCGACUAAGCGAAACCGGCUGACAAAAGGCGCCAAGGUUGUCAAAUCCAAAGCUGCUGAGCGACCCGAGCAACCAGAACAGCCCGACCAGACCGACUCCAAUGUCGCGAAAUCACCCCCCGCAGAAAGCGCGUCUGAGAAUCUCCAACGUACCCUUCGAAGCCAAACCCCCUUGAACCAGCGCAACGAGCAUGCGAUCGAGUCCUCCCCUACUGGCAGCCGCCCUGGAACAGGCAGUCGGCCCCCUACGCGAUCUCGUGGUUAUUCAUCAACACUAUCCUUUGCGGGGCGCAAAGGCGAUACGGGCUCGCGUGUUCCUGGCACUCCUGGGUUCGAGAACUCUGUUCUCAGCAACUUUCGGCGGCGUCCACGACAGCAAAGUAUCCUGCAGAUGAUGCAGGCGGAGGAUGACUCAUUGGAGUUGGACGACGAUGAUUUCCUGGGUGGACUUAGCCCUGAGGAUGAAUCUACACCACUGCAUCUUUCUCGAGGAAAGUCGCUUCUGAUCAGACAAGAUGAUCGGUCGCAAUCACCCCAAGAAUCUCUACCUUCGUCCGGCAGUUCGCGCAAGCGCAAGCGUGGUGAACAAAUCCAAGUCCCUCAGUCGCCUUCCGUGGUUAUUACGAAUACCAUCGUAGACACCGUCGAGGACACCCCGAAUCCUACACCUGAUGUACGCGAACAGACUCCUGACGUCCCCGAUGAAACACCUCGACCCUUGCGCUUCGCCGAGAUUUUGAGCCAAACGAUGCUUCCCCCGACAGCAGUCCUAUGA
Molecule: messenger RNA, 786 nt
Organism: Penicillium subrubescens
Lineage: Eukaryota; Fungi; Ascomycota; Eurotiomycetes; Eurotiales; Aspergillaceae
Exons: 1
Coding region: 1-786 (261 amino acids)
Source: RefSeq, a predicted model, not a curated record